Thyridium curvatum is the source of this 2634-nucleotide messenger RNA. RefSeq lists its product as uncharacterized. Gene Ontology annotation, biological process: protein import into nucleus. Gene Ontology annotation, cellular component: cytoplasm; nucleus. Lineage: Eukaryota; Fungi; Ascomycota; Sordariomycetes; Thyridiales; Thyridiaceae. The transcript has 7 exons. The record is from RefSeq and is a predicted model, not a curated record. Gene Ontology annotation, molecular function: small GTPase binding; nuclear import signal receptor activity. Bases 1 to 2634 code for a protein of 877 amino acids.
AUGGAGGCCAACUCAGACAUCAACACCGUUCUCACAAACUCGUUGUCUCCGGACAACGAGCUUCGCCAUGCCGCCGAGCAACAGCUCGCUCAGGCUGCUGAGAACAACUUUUCCCUGUACCUCGCCACCCUCGUCCAAGAACUAGCAAACGAGAGCGCCCAAGGUCAUAUCCGAGCAGCCGCCGGUAUCGCCCUCAAGAACGCCUUCACAGCCCGCGAGUUCUCUCGCCAAGCCGCGCUACAAGCAAAAUGGCUACAACAAACAGAUCAAGACACGAAGAACCGCGUCAAGGAGCUUGCCUUGCAAACGCUCUCGUCGUCGAACGCGCAGGCCGGCCAAGCUGCCGCCCAAGUUAUUGCGUCGAUUGCCGGGAUUGAGUUGCCUCGUGGUCAAUGGCAGGAGUUGAUGGCAUCCCUGGUUCGAAAUGUCAGCGAAGGUCAGCCCCACCAGAAGCAGGCUUCUUUGACGACCAUCGGUUUCAUUUGCGAGAUCCAAGACGCAGAGCUGAGGGCCGCCCUCGUUGCCCAGUCAAAUGCUAUCCUCACAGCUGUCGUGCAGGGAGCUCGAAAGGAAGAGGAGAACCUCGAGGUCCGGCUUGCCGCCAUCACCGCCCUGGGUGACUCGCUCGAGUUCGUCGGCAACAACUUUAAGCACGAGGGAGAGCGCAACUACAUCAUGCAGGUCGUGUGUGAGGCCACUCAGGCGCAGGACUCUCGGAUACAACAAGGCGCCUUUGGCUGCCUCAACAGGAUCAUGGGUCUUUACUACGAGAACAUGCGCUUCUACAUGGAGAAGGCCCUCUUCGGCCUCACCAUUUUGGGCAUGAAGUCGGAUGAUGAGGAUGUUGCCAAGCUUGCUGUUGAAUUCUGGAGCACCGUGUGCGAGGAGGAGAUCGCUAUCGAGGAUGACAAUGCCCAGGUUGAGAGCUCCGACCAGAUGCGCCCGUUCUACAACUUCAGCCGCGUCGCAACUAACGAGGUCGUACCUGUCCUCCUCACCCUGCUCACGAAGCAGGAUGAGGAUGCGUCGGACGACGAGUAUAACAUCUCACGUGCCGCGUACCAAUGCCUGCAGCUCUAUGCCCAGGCCGUUGGCGCUACCAUCAUUCCUCCCGUCAUUCAAUUUGUCGAGGCAAACCUCCGGUCUGAAGACUGGCAUAGCCGUGAUGCUGCCGUCUCUGCAUUUGGCGCAGUUAUGGAAGGUCCUGAUGAGAAGGUUCUCGAACCAAUCGUCAAGUCUGCUCUGCAGAUCCUCAUCACCAUGAUGGAUGAUCCUUCUCUCCAUGUCAAGGACUCGACCGCCUUUACCCUUGGUCGGAUCACCGAGAACUGCUCUGAGGCUAUAGAUCCGUCUCAGCACCUGGACCCUCUGAUCCGCUCGCUGUUUGCCGGACUCACCAGCAACCCCAAGAUGGCACCUUCUUGCUGCUGGGCCCUCAUGAACCUGGCGGAGCGCUUUUCAGGAGACAUGGGCGCCCAGGCUAACCCUCUUACCCAGCACUUCAACUCUGCCGUUUCUGACCUCCUGGCCCUCACUGCCCGACAUGACUGCGAGUCGUCGGUCCGUACCGCAGCAUAUGAGGUGCUGAACGCGUUCGUCACUUACUCGGCCCAGGAGAGCCUGCCAGCCAUCGCCUCGCUGUCUGAUGUCAUUAUCAAGCGUCUUGAGGAGACCGUGCCGAUGCAAAACCAGGUCGUGAGUGUUGAAGACAAGAUCACCCUCGAGGAUAUGCAGACCAGUCUGUGCAGUGUCCUGCAGGGUAUCGUUACUCGCUUGGACAAGGAGAUUCUGCCCCAGGGCGACCGCAUCAUGCAGGUCUUGCUUGCUAUCCUCGGCUCUGUUGGUGGCAAGUCCAGCGUUCCCGAGGGUGUCUUCGCAGCUAUCAGCAGCCUAGCCAACGCCAUCGAGGAAGAGUUUAUUAAGUACAUGGAGGCAUUUGCACCCUUCUUGUACAACGCCUUGGGUAACCAGGAAGAGCCAAGUCUGUGCUCCAUGGCUAUCGGCCUGGUGAGCGACAUCACUCGCUCUAUGGGAGAGCGUAGCCAACCGUUCUGUGACAACUUCAUGAACUACCUGCUCAACAAUCUCAGGAGCACUACUCUUUCCAACCAGUUCAAGCCGGCUAUUCUUCAAUGCUUCGGAGAUAUUGCUGGUGCCAUUGGCGGCCAUUUUGAGACGUACCUCUCAGUCGUGGCUCAGGUUCUGCAGCAGGCUGCUACUGUCACUGCUGCAGCUGAGGGCUCAUACGAGAUGUUUGAUUACGUCGUCUCUCUGCGAGAGGGUAUUAUGGACGCCUGGGGUGGCAUUAUUGGUGCCAUGAAGGGCAGCGGCAAGACUCAAAUCCUUCAACCUUUCGUGCCGUUCAUCUUCCAGCUCCUCAACAUCAUUGCAGGCGAUGCCAACCGUAGCGAGUCUCUGAUGAGGGCUGCUAUGGGCGUCAUUGGUGAUCUUGCUGAUGCUUACCCCAACGGGGAGCUUGCCGAUGUCUUCCGCCAAGAGUGGGUCACGGCCAUGAUCAAGGAGACGCGUAGCAACCGCGACUUCCAGCCGAGGACCAUCGAUACCGCUCGCUGGGCACGCGAGCAGGUUAAGCGCCAGAUUGGUGGUACCGUCAACGUCAUGCAGCAGACUUGA